AUGAGCAAAAUGAGCAAAGCAGACAACGGUAAAGUACCACUGUCGACGCACCUAAUCGCAGGCGGUGUAGCUGGAGCAGCCGAAGCACUGGCGUGUCAUCCUCUUGACACGAUCAAAGUGCGCAUGCAGCUGUCUAAGUCGAGGCAAGCGCGUGGUUUGAAGCCCCUUGGAUUCUACCAAACGGGUAAAUACAUCAUCACCCGCGAAUCUGCAUUCGGGCUCUACAAAGGUUUAGGUGCGGUUUUAUCAGGAAUUGUCCCCAAGAUGGCUAUUAGGUUCGCCUCUUUCGAACAAUACAAGUUGUGGCUGGGAAAAAACAACAGAGACGGCUCACUCGCCCCCACCAAGGUUUUCAUUGCUGGUCUCGGCGCAGGCACGACAGAGGCGGUUGCUGUUGUCACCCCUAUGGAAGUUGUCAAGAUCCGUCUGCAAUCGCAGCAACACUCAAUGAUGGAUCCGCUUGAUGUCCCAAAGUACCGCAACGCCGCGCACGCCUGCUAUACCAUUGUAAAAGACGAGGGCAUCGCGACGCUUUACAGGGGUGUCACGCUCACAGCGCUUCGCCAGGCAACCAACCAGGGCGCCAACUUUACUGCGUACCAGCAACUCAAGGCUGCCGCGUACACGUACCAGCCACAUUACAAUGGCGCAGAACUACCAAGCUGGCAGACAGUCAUAUUUGGCUUCAUCUCGGGCGCGGCUGGUCCACUGACAAACGCUCCGAUCGAUACUAUCAAGACGCGCAUCCAGAAGGCUCACAGGGUGCAGGGCGAGACUGCGCUAUCAAGGCUGUUAGGAGUCGCUGGCGAUAUGUGGAAACAGGAGGGAAUUGCGUCCUUCUAUAAGGGUAUCGCACCGCGUAUUCUCCGUGUCGCACCUGGACAAGCCGUUGUGUUCGCUGUCUUCGAGAAAGUGAAGCCAAUAGUGGAGAAGGUGAAGGGGGAAUAUCUCUACGAGCCAUCUGACAACUGA
Molecule: messenger RNA, 972 nt
Organism: Wallemia ichthyophaga EXF-994
Lineage: Eukaryota; Fungi; Basidiomycota; Wallemiomycetes; Wallemiales; Wallemiaceae
Exons: 2
Coding region: 1-972 (323 amino acids)
Biological process (GO): fumarate transport; succinate transport; transmembrane transport
Source: RefSeq, a predicted model, not a curated record